AUGUUUCUAUCGACAGCAGUUCUGCUGACAGUCUGCUGCAUGAGGAGGAAGAAAAAGACAUCUAACCCAGAAAACAACCUGAGCUACUGGAAUAAUGCCAUCACCAUGGACUACUUCAACAGGCAUGCUGUGGAGUUACCGAGGGAGAUCCAGUCCCUGGAGACCUCAGAGGACCACCUCUCGGAGCCGCGCUCCCCGGCCAACGGGGACUACCGGGAGAGCGGCAUGGUCCUGGUGAACCCCUUCUGCCAGGAGAGCCUCUUCGUGGGGCACGAGCAGGUCUCCGAGAUAUGA
Messenger RNA from Merops nubicus (carmine bee-eater), 294 nucleotides. RefSeq names its product transmembrane protein 108 (gene TMEM108). Bases 1 to 294 code for a protein of 97 amino acids. The record is from RefSeq and is a predicted model, not a curated record. Gene Ontology annotation, biological process: retrograde axonal transport; postsynaptic density organization; dendrite extension. Gene Ontology annotation, cellular component: endosome membrane; early endosome; postsynaptic density. The transcript is spliced from 2 exons. Lineage: Eukaryota; Metazoa; Chordata; Aves; Coraciiformes; Meropidae.